Messenger RNA from Penicillium expansum, 2055 nucleotides. RefSeq names its product bifunctional terpene synthase/polyprenyl synthetase family protein. Bases 1 to 2055 code for a protein of 684 amino acids. NCBI's taxonomy places the organism in Eukaryota, Fungi, Ascomycota, Eurotiomycetes, Eurotiales, Aspergillaceae. The record is from RefSeq and is a predicted model, not a curated record. Gene Ontology annotation, biological process: isoprenoid biosynthetic process. The transcript has 10 exons. Gene Ontology annotation, molecular function: prenyltransferase activity.
AUGGCAGACAAAAUAGCCGACGAGUAUGCCGAGAGCAUUGAUCCUGAAAUCUACGCCAACAAUCCCGCAUACUCCUCCCUCUUUGACCCAUAUAUUCACAAGCAAACGAUUAUCGCCGACCAUGUCUCAGUGCAAUGCCACAUAGACCUCAAUGGAAUUGAUGCCGUUGGGUCCAAGUUCGGCAAUCUGAAUGCACAUGCUGGUAAUUUUACUUCGCUAUGUGCGCCAAAUUGCCUACCCGAAAGAUUGGCACUUGUCGCUUACACUGUUGAAUAUGCAUUCCUUCAUGAUGAUGAAACCGAUAAUGCUGCUGAUCAAGAAGCUUUGUCGCUUGAGAAUAAGAUGCUUCAUCAGGCUAUUAACCAGAGCGGCAUGACUUCUGUGUCGACCAGAGUUUCACCUAAAGCACAACGCAAAGCCGAGGUCCAGGCCAAGAUUGCCGCUGAGUACCUGCGUCUUGACCCCGUGUUCGGCGAAUGGUUCCUUAAGGCUUGGCAAACAUUCACUGCUUCAGUACAGGACGUGAGAAGUCUUGAAUUCCCUAAUCUGGAUGACUACCUAGCGUUCAGAAUUGUUGAUGCAGCAGCAGACUGGACCCUCUAUAAUUUCCGAUGGGGAUCAGGCAUCACUCUCACUCCUGAGGAAGAAAAAAUCGCCGACCCUAUGAGCUACGCCGCAUAUGCGGAAUUAUGUCUUGUGAAUGACUUGUUCUCUUGGGACAAGGAAUACGCAGCUUAUGUCAAAAGCAAUGGCGACGUGCCAUUGGUUAAUGCAGUACACAUUGUUGCGGUUACACAGGGUCUGACGCACUGCGCAGCGAAGGCAGUUGUUCAGGCUGAGGUACGAGCACACGAAGAGCGAUUUUGUUUCCUGAAAGAACAGUAUGAGGCGACAUCUAGCCCAUCAGAAUCAGUUCUUCGCUGGUUAAAACUGCUUGAGCACUCCAUGGCUGGAAACUGGGUGUGGAGUCUUUGCGUUCCUCGUUACUUCAAGGUUGACAGGAAUCCUUAUAAAGAUCACCUUGCGAAGUUCGGCAGCGAUGCCGUGCGAGUUCUCACGCCCCAAAAUGAGCUUCUUGACUCUAAAAAAGAGACCAAAGAGACUGAGCAGAGCGUGGUCAAAGCUCCCAGCCCAAAAACAACAGUUGAGAGCGAUGUUCUGGCCAAGUACUCCUCUGGGCUCGAUGAUAUUCAAGAUGGAAGUGUGCUCAGACGCGGAAGGCCAGUGGCGCAUCAGAUAUUUGGCGUUGGCCAAACUAUCAACACUGCGACAUAUCUGAUGAAUGAAGCCUUGUCUCUUAUCCAGAUGCUUUCGCCAUCUGCGGUAACAGUUUACACCGAUGAAAUGCGUAAUCUCCAGCUUGGACAGGGACGCGAUCUCCACUGGAGUUAUCACACGCAUGUCCCGACCCCUGCACAAUAUAUCGGCAUGGUUGAUGGCAAGACUGGUGGCCUCUUCCGCCUCAUCAGCCGUCUGAUGAGAUCAGAGGCGACUACGAAUAGCGACCUUGAUAUAAGUCAGUUUGCGACCUUGCUUGGAAGACACUUCCAAAUCCGAGAUGACUAUCAGAACCUUCAAAGCGAAGAUUACACAAAGAACAAGGGCUUCUGUGACGAUCUCGAUGAAGGGAAGUUAUCUUUCCCGAUCAUCGUAUCUAUGCAAUCCCCUGGCUUCUCCAACACAGCAUUGUCAAGCAUCUUCAAGGGUUCCCAAAAAGGCGAAACCCUGACACUCGAGAUGAAACAGUACAUACUGGAGGAGAUCACUGCUCGGGGAGCUUUCACCGAAACGAAAGCUGUGUUGAGGAAAUUGCAUACCGAACUGCUCCGCCUCCUCGUGGAAACCGAAAAGCUAGCCGGCGGAAUCGAGAAUUGGGCACUGCGGUUGUUGAUUAUGAAGCUUGACCUCGGAGAUGAGAAGAAAAAGGUCGCACAUAAGACUGAUUCCGCUUGGAAGAUCAACCAGCGACGGGCGUGGAAAGGAAGUCAGAAGAAUGGGCGACCUAUUGAUAAGGCUUGCUUUUUGAGGGCUAUGGAAGAGGCGACUCAGAAAUGA